Messenger RNA from Leucoraja erinaceus (little skate), 4262 nucleotides. Its product is annotated as glycogen phosphorylase, liver form-like. The transcript has 21 exons. The coding region runs from base 132 to 2819 and encodes 895 amino acids. Gene Ontology annotation, biological process: glycogen catabolic process. NCBI's taxonomy places the organism in Eukaryota, Metazoa, Chordata, Chondrichthyes, Rajiformes, Rajidae. The record is from RefSeq and is a predicted model, not a curated record. Gene Ontology annotation, cellular component: cytoplasm. Gene Ontology annotation, molecular function: pyridoxal phosphate binding; glycogen phosphorylase activity.
GUGUGAUUGACAGGUGUAAGGCCGGUGGACGGUUGCUGUGUGGCGGCAGUUUGAAACAAACGGCCGAACUGCUAAAGCUCGCGUGGUGGGUGCGGUGCGGUGCGGUGCAAAGCGGGCGGCAGCCAGCGGGAAUGGCCAAGACGGAGGACAGGAGGAAACAGAUCUCCAUUAGCGGCAUCGCCACUUUGGAGAAUGUGGCGGGGUUGAAACUUGGGUUUAACCGGCACCUGCACUUCACGCUGGCGAAGGACCGCAACGUGGCCACCACGAGGGACUACUACUUCGCCCUGGCGCACAUCGUCCGCGACCAUCUUGUGGGGCGCUGGAUACGCACCCAACAAUACUACUUGGAGAAUAACCCAAAGCGGAUUUACUAUUUGUCUCUGGAGUUCUACAUGGGUCGUACCUUGCAAAAUACGAUGAUUAAUUUAGGUCUGGAAAGUGCAUGCGAUGAAGCUAUGUAUCAGAUUGGUUUGGACAUUGAGGAACUGGAGGAAAUGGAAGAAGAUGCUGGUCUCGGCAAUGGAGGCUUAGGAAGGCUUGCAGCCUGUUUCCUUGAUUCCAUGGCGACAUUGGGCCUGGCUGCAUAUGGGUAUGGCAUAAGAUAUGAAUAUGGAAUUUUUAAUCAGAAGAUCAAAGAUGGGUGGCAGGUGGAGGAACCUGAUGCCUGGCUGCGACAUGGCAACCCUUGGGAGAAAGCUCGGCCUGAGUUCGUAAUACCUAUUUGCUUCUAUGGUCAUGUACAUCAUUCCAAAAAUGGAGCCAAAUGGGUGAAUACCGAGGACAAGGCGGCAAGACGGCACAGAGGUGGAGUUGCUCCUUUACAGCGCCAGAGACCUGGGUUCGAUCCCGACUACGGGUGCUGUCAGUACAGAGUUUGUACCUUCUCCCUGUGGAUUUUCUCUGAGAUUUUCAGUUUCCUCCCACAUCCCAAAGAUGUGCAGCAAGUUCUUGCCUUGCCAUAUGAUACACCAAUUCCAGGAUAUCUGAACAAUACUGUGAAUACUAUGAGGCUGUGGUCUGCCAAAGCUCCAAAUGACUUCCAUUUGCAUCACUUUAACGUUGGGGACUACAUCGAAGCUGUGUUGGACAGAAGUAUUGCUGAAAAUAUUACCAGAGUUCUCUACCCGAAUGACAAUUUUUUUGAGGGUAAAGAGUUGAGACUAAAGCAGGAGUAUUUUGUUGUGGCUGCCUCUCUCCAUGAUAUUGUUCGUCGUUUCAAGGCUUCGAAGUUUGGUUGUCAAGAUAAUAUUCGGAUUUGUUAUGACACAUUCGCUGACAAGGUGGCAAUCCAGCUGAAUGAUACCCAUCCUGCCUUGGCGAUUCCUGAGUUAAUGAGGAUUCUAGUGGACCUUGAGAAUCUUCAUUGGGAUCAGGCUUGGACUAUUACCAAGAAUACAUUUGCAUACACCAAUCACACAGUUUUGCCUGAGGCCCUUGAACGGUGGCCUGUGCAGCUCAUUGAGAAACUCUUGCCCAGACAUUUGGAGAUUAUUUACGAGAUUAACCAAAGGCAUCUAGAGAAUAUCAAAAAUUUAUAUCCUGGUGAUGUACAGCGUUUAAUCCGAAUGAGUUUAAUAGAAGAGGGUGUGGAAAAGAAGAUAAAUAUGGCACACCUCUGCAUUGUGGGUUCACAUUCAGUGAAUGGAGUAGCCAGGAUCCAUUCCACAAUCAUCAAAAAUCAGGUUUUUAAGGACUUUAGUGAGAUUGAACCAGUAAAAUUUCAGAAUAAAACAAAUGGAAUUACUCCGAGGAGAUGGCUUUUGCUCUGCAAUCCAUCACUGGCUGCCCUCAUAGCUGAGAAAAUAGGAGUGGGCUUCAUUAAAGAACUGGACCAGCUACAGAAACUGCAUGCCUUCGUAAAUGAUGGUCAAUUCAUUGAGGAGAUUAUGACGGUGAAAAUGAGAAAUAAAAUCAAACUUGCUACCAUGCUGGAAAAAGACUAUGGGAUCUCAAUCGAUGUAACGUCUAUGUUUGAUGUUCAUGUGAAACGAAUCCAUGAGUACAAACGGCAGCUCAUGAAUUGCCUUUAUAUCAUUGUCAUGUACAAUCGAAUUAGGAAGAACCCAAACACGUCGUUUGUUGCAAGAACUGUUAUGAUUGGGGGUAAGGCUGCUCCUGGCUAUCAUAUGGCUAAAUUGAUUAUUAAACUUAUCACAUCUGUGGCAAAUAUAGUGAACAAUGACCCUGUAAUUAACAAGAAGUUGAAGGUUGUUUUUCUGGAAAACUACAGAGUUUCACUUGCUGAGAAAGUCAUCCCAGCAACAGACCUGUCACAGCAAAUCUCUACAGCUGGCACAGAGGCCUCUGGCACAGGGAAUAUGAAGUUCAUGUUGAAUGGUGCUCUGACGAUUGGCACCAUGGAUGGCGCAAAUGUGGAGAUGGCAGAAGAGGCUGGUGAAAACAAUUUGUUCAUCUUUGGCAUGAGGGUUCAAGAUGUAGAGGAACUGGACAAGAAGGGAUAUAAUGCUACGCAAUUUUAUGAAAAGAUUCCAGAACUGAAGCAGGUGAUCGAUCAGAUUGCGGGUGGAUAUUUUUCUCCUGAUCAACAGGAUCUUUUCGGAGAUAUUCUGUCCAUGCUCUUUCACAAUGAUAGGUUCAAAGUGUUCGCUGAUUUUGAAUCGUACAUGGAAUCUCAGGAGAAAGUUAACCGGUUAUAUCAGAACCCACGUGAAUGGGCCAAGAUGGCUAUUAGAAACAUUGCUUCCUCUGGGAAGUUCUCCAGUGAUCGUACAAUCACUGAAUAUGCCCGUGAAAUCUGGGGUGUAGAACCCAAAGCCUUGAUGAUUCCUCAUCCAAAUGAACCAAAGGAUACCUAGAACUCUAUAAGUCUUGGGCAUUUUAUGUGAUACAAUUCAAGGCGCAGAAGAGGAAUAACAACAUUUUGACUGCAUUUUUUUCCAAUUAUAACCAAAUCUAGUAUUUUAAGCUUGAAAUUUAGUAAUGCUUCAAAUUGUUUGCCAUUUACAGUUGGAAAUAUUUAGCAAUUAGAGGACUUAAUUUCCGUUGACUGUCAAACAGUUUUUUGCCUGGGCAUCACAAAGGCAUACGCAGUAUUUUUACUGAAAAAAAUAGAAUUUGAAUUGAAAUAACCUUUUUAGAAAAUGUGUUUAUUGGAAAUAGAUGGCUUAAGAAAAUAACAAUGACUACAUUUCUGGGUGAUUAAUCCAGCAUCUAAUUCAAAGAUUAAAAAAAUGUAAUUGUUCAAUCUCUGUCUCAAAUUUUGACUUGUAUAAAAUUACUUGAUCUCCAUAAUUAUAGGAAAUAUUUGCCUUAAUCAAUCAAUUUAGUAUUUUAGCCCUUAAUUUUAUUCAUUGUUUUAAUUUGAGGUUAGAUUUGUGACUUGGAUACAAUUUUUAUUAUUGAUUACAUUAUGAAAGUUCUGCAUUAGCUAGUUCAUUUGGAGAAAUACAUUUAUAUAAUCUGCUGAAAAGCAUUACUUCAUGUUCAUUUAUGUAACAGAUAGAUUGGAGAAUACACAAGCAUCAAUUUUUCUGAUUGUUCAUACCAUAAAUGUCAGCACCACCCAGAUUAAAGAGGGUCUCUUCACUACUUGCCAGAAAAUCUCCAUAUUAUUUCUAAAUGCGCUGCAUGUUUGCAUUAAAACUAAUAAUAUGCACAUCUGUUGCAAUCAAUUGGAGUUUUGAACUUCAUAUCCAGAUCAUCUCUAAACUUACCUGUUUCCAUCCUAGCAAAGUCAGCUAUCUGCAUUUGCGUGAUAUUCAGUGCACUGAAACCGUCUUCUGCAUUUGAUAGUUCUAGAAUCAUUUGCUGAAACACUUCAUCAUUAAACUCCAUCCUGAACUUCAUCAUUAAACUCUAUCUGAAUUUCUGCUACCUGUAUACUACCCAUGUACAUCAACAUUCUCACCAGCAACUGCCUUGGUAUUUUCCAGUAUUUGAAUUCCAAGACUUCCAUCUAGAUCCUGUAAAUCUCCCUCACCUCUGCACCUCCUUCACCCCUAUUUGAUUUCUGUUAAUUUUAAUUUUAUCCAUUCAUUAUCUCCUGCCAUCAAUAGUAACCAAUCAGUUGUUGGUAUACAGAAUAAAGAGGCAAUCGGAUAAUUAUUUCAAAUUCAUACCCGAUAGCAGAACAGCUGACUUAAAAUAACUUUUGCUUACAGCAGUGGCCCAGUGCAGCUUGUUGUUUUAAUAUGAAAUGUGGCAGGAAAUUGAUUAAAUCUAACUCUGAAAGUUAUAUGCUGUUCAUUCAAGUAUUUAAUCGAAAAUAAACUGCUUGCUUGGCUUAUGAUUAGUUUUGU